Messenger RNA from Brienomyrus brachyistius, 4934 nucleotides. It is a transcript of the gene rapgef4a, whose product is annotated as Rap guanine nucleotide exchange factor 4a. The record is from RefSeq and is a predicted model, not a curated record. Gene Ontology annotation, cellular component: plasma membrane. Gene Ontology annotation, biological process: Ras protein signal transduction; positive regulation of GTPase activity. The transcript has 31 exons. Gene Ontology annotation, molecular function: guanyl-nucleotide exchange factor activity. NCBI's taxonomy places the organism in Eukaryota, Metazoa, Chordata, Actinopteri, Osteoglossiformes, Mormyridae. Bases 1050 to 4121 code for a protein of 1023 amino acids.
UGUCGAUUUCAAUGAUUGAUGAGUUGAGUGCUUUCAAUAGAUAAGUUACAGAUUAGCUCUACCUGCUUGUAGCCAUUUUGUGCACUGAGCUGAUUCACCCCCCUCCCCAUGCCUGACUUUCAGCCUGUGAACAUGCUAACAGCUCCUCCCCAGCGGGGGUAACUCCCUAAUCACCUAAGGCUUUCCGGGGCACAAUAUUGCCAUGGAGAUUUGCGAUGCCUCUCACCUCCCGCACGUCCGAGGUUCACGUCGCCGUAGCGAAAGCGCUCCAGCAAUCCGUGGUCGUGAGGAGACCCAGCUUCACUCGGGGCGGCCCCUUCCUGAGGUCAUGUCAGGUAUGAUGUCACGGAGUAGCAUGGAGGCAUCCACCGGGACCGAGAAGAGAUAAGCCUCUUUGCAUCUGUCACACCUCACGGGAGGCAGAUCGCAGAUCUUCAGCAAAGCCUUGCAAAAGUGACAGAUCUGCUGAUGAUGUGCCAAGCUGGGACUGGAGUGGCGAGAAGCGUCUCACAGCUUUAAUAACAUUUCAGCAAUAACAUAUUUCACUAAGGAUUCGCAUUUAUUAACCUCUAUUAGUAGUUUCAAUAUUUAUGCUACCACAACGGAGUGCGAAAUACCAUAGUCUCUAUAUGUCCGAAGUCCAGGUGUUUUGCUGGUUUCUUCAUGCAAUUUGCUCUGAUCAUGUUUAUGUUAUCUUUACCAAGACGGAGGCAGUAGCGCAAUUAAGGUUGUAUAUGGAACAUUAUAGGCCAUAAUUUCCUAAAUGUGGAAAAAGGUUUCUAAGAACUUAUAUCAUGUGAAAUGGGCAAAUUGUGGAGAACUCAUCAUAGGAGUAUGUUUCAUUAAUUGUAUGCGCGAUUUCCCUGGCAACAGUUAAAGAUACCCAACUCGAGGAGGAAAUGUCACCAUUGUUAAUCGUCAUUCCCCUUGCUUUCGACACGUUCGCUGGUUGAAACUGGACCAAACGGCUCAUUUUUCCUAACGAAACGAGGGGAGAGUCCAUGAUAAAAAAGGGAUGAUGUAAGUCCGGCUCCAGCUGCACCGGGUCCAUGAUCUCGCCGAAGAUGGUAGCGGCGCACACCUCUGCCCAGUCUUCUGCAUCUGCAGAAUGGAUCAUCUGCCUCGAUAAAAGGCCCUCGGAACGUUCUGGCGAAGACGUGGACAUCAUACUGACCCGCCUGAAGGAUGUCAAGGCCUUCGAGAGGUUCCACCCCAACCUCCUGCAGCAGAUAUGCCUGUGUGGAUUCUACGAGUGCCUUGAAAGGGGCAUCACCUUGUACCGCCAGGGAGACAUCGGUACGAGCUGGUACGCCGUCCUCUCCGGCUCACUGGACGUCAAGGUCUCCGAAACAGCCAACCAUCAGGAUGCUGUCACCAUCUGCACCCUGGGAAUCGGCACAGCUUUCGGGGAGUCCAUCCUGGAUAACACCCCCAGACACGCCACCAUUGUCACCCGCGAGGUCUGUGAACUGCUGCGCAUCGAGCAGAGGGAGUUUAAGACCCUGUGGGAGAAGUACCGUCAGUGCAUGGCUGGACUCCUUGCCCCGCCAUACGGUGUAAUGGAAAGUGGACCCAGCAAUGACAGAAUGCCGGACAAAGAGAAUCUGAAUAACAGUACCUAUGGGUCACUUAGUAAGACUCCACUUGUUGACAGCCGAGCUGCUAAAUCCAUUGUCCAGGUCCCGUCUGAGAAGAUCCUGAGGGCGGGCAAGGUCCUUCGCCAUGCCAUCCUUUCCAGGGCAGCACACAUGAUCCGGGACAGGAAGUACCACCUGAAGACCUACAGGCAGUGCUGUGUGGGUACCGAGAUGGUGGACUGGCUGACCCAGCAGAGCCCUUGUAUCCACUCCCGCACUCAGGCCGUGGGUAUGUGGCAGGUUCUGCUCGAAGAAGGAGUGUUGAACCACGUGGACCAGGAGCUGCACUUCCAGGACAAGUACCUCUUUUACCGUUUCCUCGACGACGAGCAGGAUGACGUGCCCCCGCCCAGCGAGGAGGAGGAGAAGGAGAGCUAUGAGGAGCUGCAGGACACGCUACUCCUGCUGUCCCAGAUCGGGCCCGACGCCCACAUGCGCAUGAUCCUGAGGAAGCUGCCGGGCCAGAGGACAGCGGAUGACUUGGAAAUCGUCUACGAAGAGCUGCUCCACAUUAAGGCUUUGUCUCACCUCUCCACCACGGUGAAGAGGGAGCUAGCAGGCGUGCUCAUCUUUGAGUCACAUGCCAAGGCGGGGACAGUGUUGUUCAAUCAAGGAGAGGAAGGGACCUCGUGGUACAUCAUCUUAAAGGGCUCUGUAAACGUCGUAAUCUACGGCAAGGGUGUUGUAUGCACUCUUCACGAGGGUGAUGACUUUGGCAAGCUAGCACUAGUCAACGAUGCCCCACGGGCUGCCUCCAUCGUCCUGCGGGAGGACAACUGUCACUUUCUGCGGGUGGAUAAGGAAGACUUCAACCGCAUCCUGAGGGAUGUGGAGGCCAACACUGUGCGUCUGAAAGAGCACCAUCAAGACGUGCUGGUUCUGGAGAAGAGCCCCAGCAGCAGUCGUACUUCCAACCUUGGAGGCACGCCCUCCCACUACAAAUACACUGUGAUGUCUGGUACACCGGAGAAGAUCCUGGAGCACGUCUUGGAGACCGUGAGGCUGGACUCAAGCGUCACUGACCCAGACCCAGUCCUGGACGACUUUGUGCUCAUGCACUGUGUCUUCAUCCCCAACAGCCAGCUCUGCCCGAUGCUAAUGGCACACUACCACGCCCAGGUAUCCCAGGGUUCUGAGCAGGAGAAGCAGAACUACACCCUGGGUAACAAGCGGCGGGUGGUACGCCUGGCACUGCACUGGGCCUCGCUGUACGGGGACCAUCUCCAGGAAGAGGAGGCCUCGCUGGCAUUCCUGGAGGAGUUGCGUGUGACAGUGGCUGAUGACUCCAGGGUCUUCCCCGCACUGAAGGAGGAGCUCGCUGAAUUGGAGAAGGUGGUGAAACUGAAUUUGGAUGAUGCAAAAUCUUCUCAAAAAAAGCACAAAGUUCUGCUGCGUCAGUUCAGCAUGGGCGAUGAGCGUCUCCAGAAGCGACAGCCAAUCAGGAGCUCUGACGAAAUCCUAUUCAAAGUCUACUGCAUGGACCACACCUACACCACCAUCCGGGUGCCGGUGGCAGCCUCCGUGCGGGAAGUCAUUGCUGCUGUGGCCGACAAGCUGGGGUCAGCUGAGGACCUGCUCCUGGUCUGCCUCAGUUCAGCCGGAGACAAGCUGGUGCUGAAGCCCAACGACAUUUCAGUGUUCUCCACGCUCAGCAUCAACGGACGCCUGUUCGCCUGCCCCAGGAACCUCUUGGAUUCACUGGCUCCGCUGACAGAGCAGGACGGGCCGUCCACAGGGUCCUUCGGAACCUUUGAGCUGAUGAGCUCCAAAGACCUGGCCUAUCAGAUGACGCUCUACGACUGGGAGCUCUUCAACUGUGUCCAUGAGCAUGAGCUCAUAUACCACACGUUUGGGCGGCACAACUUCAAGAAGACUACAGCCAACCUGGAUUUGUUCCUCAGAAGGUUCAACGAGGUGCAGCUGUGGGUAGUGACCGAAGUGUGCCUUUGCACCCAGCUUGGCAAGCGUGUACAGCUUCUCAAGAAGUUCAUCAAGAUCGCUGCCCAUUGCAAAGAGUACAAGAACCUGAACUCCUUCUUCGCCAUCAUUAUGGGGAUGAGCAACCCGGCGGUCAGCAGGCUAAGCCAGACGUGGGAGAAACUGCCUGGCAAGUUCAAGAAGUUCUACGGAGAGUUUGAAAGUCUGAUGGAUCCUUCCAGAAACCAUCGGGCCUAUAGGCUGACUGUGGCCAAACUGGACACCCCCCUCAUCCCCUUCAUGCCCCUCCUCAUUAAGGAUAUGACUUUUAGUCAUGAGGGCAACAAGACAUUCGUUGACAACUUAGUCAACUUUGAGAAAAUGCGAAUGAUCGCUAACACGGUGAGGAUAGUGAGAUACUGCCGAAGCCAGCCAUUCAGCCCUGAUGUGUCCCUGGCCAAUAAGAACCACCAGGAUGUGCGGAGUUGCGUGCGUCAGCUGACUGUCAUCGACAACCAAAGGACACUGUCCCAGCUCUCCCACAGACUGGAGGCACGCAGGACCUGAGCCUUGCCAGCCUAAGCACUGAAUGCACCUGGAUCUGAAGCACCCAAUCAGAGCUCUCCGCAUCACUGACAGCAGGCCGGACGUGGCAGCACUGACGCCAUCUCCAUCUUUACAUCACUCCCUCACCUUUCUUUCCCUUUCUCCAUCAUACUCCCAUUCUUUUCCGUCUCCCUCGUGCUAUCGCAUGUCAACCACCAUAGAUGCCUGAGUGUACCUGUCCCAAGAACUUUCUGAAUGUAUUUUCCUUAUGCUACAGUUUUACUUCUUUAACAGCUCAUACUAAGACGAUACCCUCAAAGUGCUGAAUUCUCCCUUGCUGUGUUCACAGCUGUACAAUGUAAUCAAAAUAAAAUCAUCCCAUCAUCCAUUUUAAGACAAAAAAGAACUGUAUCCUAAAUCGGUAACAGGCAAAGCCAUUCAAAUAUAGUAUUUAUCAGCAGACAUCUAGAGUUUAUUUAUAUAGCUCUCAAAGUGCACCUAAUAUUUUUUUUAACUGCGAUAUUACGUUGGGCAUAUGAAUAUAGAGGUAUCAUUUAUUCUAGAUGCAGAAUAAAUCCCAGGUUUUCAUAACUGGUGAUGCAGUACUACUAGUUGUCUUACAAUUCACAGAGUUUUGUAAAUUAAAUAAAAAGCAUUUUGUCCUUUGUGCUGAUUAUUUUAUGUACGAUGUGAAAUGUCUGACUUUAUUACUCUUGACCUCAGCAUGCUGCGGAGUUUAUUAGAGCAGAGGUUCCCUAUAAGUUAUCUGCUGUUGCCAGCCGCUCUAUUUCAAUGUAUUCUGUAAAUAUAGCAGACUUAUUAAAUGGUUUUUUU